This is a messenger RNA of Branchiostoma belcheri (Belcher's lancelet), 2932 nucleotides long. RefSeq names its product F-box only protein 30-like. The record is from RefSeq and is a predicted model, not a curated record. Gene Ontology annotation, molecular function: protein binding; ubiquitin protein ligase activity; zinc ion binding. Lineage: Eukaryota; Metazoa; Chordata; Leptocardii; Amphioxiformes; Branchiostomatidae.
CAUCUGCACCGAUCAGCUGUCCAUCCACGGUGUAGAUGAUGGUGGUGGUCUCACCUCCAGCACUUUCUUGGAUCACUUGUUGCACAUGUUGAUCCAUGGUGACCCACCAAUCUCUCAGUGCCUGUUAGUUCUUCACGACAAAUAUUCUCACGCAAUCUCGCGAGAACUGAUAUCCAAGAUGGCUGCCGUCGAAGACUCUCAAGAGGGUGAGGACUACUUGCUGGUGCCCCACAGCCACUGUACCCAGUGUUACAGGCGCAGCUGUUUCAUCAAGCCAGAGUUGGAUGUUGCCUGUGAGAUGCAGGCAUGCCCGGUUGACUGUGGUGCUCGCUUUCAUGCAUGCAAGCUGACAGAACACAGACUCAUCUGCCCCAAUGAAAAGGCUGCAUGCAUCAAUGCUGUCAAUGGCUGUCCAAAGUGGCUGCCUCGAGGACAGCAUGCCAAACAUCUGGCCCACUGUCCAGCUAGUGUUGUGCGCUGCACCAUGGAGUGGAAUCGCUGGCCAGUGUUUUCUGUGGAGAGACAGUCCCACGUCCCCAUUGUCAAAGCGGAUGCUCAGGUGUACAAGGACCAGUUGGACAUUGCCCUGGCCCUAAGAGAUCAAAGGAUACUCAUGGAGACCAUGAAGGCAUCCGACCGUGCAAGGCUGGCACUGAUGAGCAGCAUCAUUCAACAGUCAGUAUCAGAUUCAGAGGCGUCCACACCUUCUGAAGAAAUGCGCAGCUUUGUGAAGGAGGAGAACGCAAGUGCCGAGGGUUUAGCAAACUCAAGUGUGAUGAAUGGUUGGGAAAAGCAAUCCCCUCCAAUGCCUCCACCCUUUCCUGAGAGUGAAAGCUCCAAAAGUGCCUCCAGUAAACUGUAUAAGGCUACACUACAGAUGACUCAGAGCCUGUCAGCAGCUUUGGACACUCUGAAUAAUGCUGCUUCUGCAGGUAACAGACAAGAGAAGGUAGAGGAGGACACAGAGGAACUACAGGGUGCAGCUGCUGCCCCGGUACAUGAAGACUUGUCUAAUGGGGAGGUCAGUGGGAAGGAAAGGGAACCCAGUCCAGAGGAGGUGGCUGAGGAGCUACAAGAUGUUGCUCAAAAGGUAGACUAUUACACACAAUUACUACAUGAUACACAAACAGCCGCAGCAGAAAAAGCUGCAGCAGAGGAGAGAGCCAACGAAAAGCCCAAAGCUGCUGGCAAUAGUUGCGAAGAAUCUCCCAGCACGGAAGAGGAGUCAGUAGAACUAGAAGAACAUGAACCUGUGUUUUCAUGCUGGUAUGAUCGACAGGGAGUUGCUCAUCGUUCGGUCAGCAUGUUCAGACCGCCCUCCACCUUUACCCCGAGUCAUGUCUUAGACAUGCGCUUCUUGGAUCCCAAGACGCAGCAGUCCAAGUGUGUGGGUACGGAAGACUUGGGGCUGGACGAUGAGAUAGUUGGAACCAAAGCUGUGAGCAACUCUUUGAACUUCUCUGACAGUAAGGUGUCUGAGGAUGACCUGAGUGUGUUGCUAGAGGCUUGGUUUGACAUCUAUCCCCUCAAUGUUUACAGCAGGAAAGUGACUGAAUCUAAAAGAGAUGCUGCCGUACAGACUGUACAGAUCCCUACUGCAGUGUUUGCCACGACUUCGCAGGUUGGGCCCAUGGGAUCAGCCCCAGCAGUAGACCACUCCAACACACUGGUUCUGGACCUAGUUCUCGAGUCCAUAACAAGGUAUCAGAACAAGCCACGCACCAUGUACACAUUCGUAUGUGGACAGGAGUUCAGAAGAGAUGAGUAUCCAUCCCACUUCCAGAAUGUACACAAUGACAUACAUGGCGGCUUGAAUGGAUGGAUAGAACAGAGAUGCCUUGCUAUCUACGGCUGUACCCACUCCCGUCGAAGGCUGUAUCCCCAUAAGAAGAAUGGGACAAUUAUCUUCCACCAGCAUCUGGAAAGUUUUGGUAUCAGGCCUCUCAUAGAUGAGAGUGUAAUAGAGUCACCUGAGCAAUCAGAUACAGAGUCAGACGAUACCAGCUGUGGGGUCGUCGGCAAGGUAGAAGCAGGAGACAGGAGGAAAAGGAAGGCAGGGAAGGACAGACUCAGCACUCUGCCAUUUGAGAUUCUACAGCACAUAGCUCUGUGUCUGGAUAGCUUCAGUCUGUGCAACUUCUCCAUGGCCUCCAAGCUGACCAGAGAGGUUUGCUACAGCAUCCUGGAGGACAGGGGCAUAGUAGUGCAGCAGUGGGAAAAGAGGCGUUACAAGACCCUCUUCACAUGGCAGAUAUCUCACCAGAAAUGGUACUUCAGCACUGCCUUCACGCCCGUGAAGUCCUGGUACUACGAAGACUCCCCCUCCAUGGCUGAACACCUAAGGAACUGCCCUUACAACAUUAAGCAUAUACGUACAGAGCCAUACCCAGUCAUGAAGCUAGGCAAGCGGCAAGAAGGGCUGUUCUGGAAGAAACUGGCCCUGAGGAAGAUGAGGGAGAGAGAGAGGGAGGCAAGACUGGAGGGGAAAGGGGAUGUUGGUCAGCUCUGAUUUUACCUAGAGUAGGAAAAUAUCCAAAUCCAAGGUUGUUAUUAUGUUAUUACACACGUUUAUUCUAGCAAAGAUGUCAUAUGUUCAUAUUAUCAAACCUACCGGUAUACUAUGAAGAUGUGACAUUUAUACUAGAAUAAGGAGCCACCUUAGUUAUAUUCCCAAUAAUUCAUGAAGUCUACUGAUUUAUCCAAUCAAUUACCAGGUGCUUUGAGUGGGCUUCAUUUUUGGUAAAAUCUCGUAGGAUUACUUCAUUGUAAAAGACUUCCCCAAAGCCGUCUUACAAUUACUUUCUCUCACAUAUGCAAUAUGAGAUUUCUGUGUUUAAGACCAUGUGCAAAGUUUUGUCAGCUUUGUGAUGUUGAUUCUCUGACAACGUACUCUGAUGUUUACUUUUUCUAUGUGUAUUCUAUUCAUAGCAUA